GUGAGGCGGGAAUUGGAACGACACACAGGCAAAGAGACACCAACGACAACCGAAGGCAUGGUGGGGCAGGGUAUUGCUGCACAUAUUACAAGAACAGUCCCUCUACUUCAAAGAUCCGCGGAAGUUGUCGACAUUCUCACACCUACGCUGGAGGUUGUAAAUUCGAACACAUUCGACCAUUCAUCGGAUGAAGAUUCGGUAAAGUCAGAUCGUCCAAACUCGCCUCAAUUACCUCAUUCACACCUAACUCGGCGCAGAUCUUCCCAUAUCGUUGAAAGAGUCAUUACCGAGAGAUCCACAAGGAGUGAAAUACCCAGGACUUCACACGAUGACGGCCGCGAAAACCAACAUGAAGACUUCGUAGAAGCUGUCGCCUACUUGCGCAAGAAGUCGCUAGCUCCUGAACAUUUUCGAACGUUACAUUUGCCGAGAUAA
This is a messenger RNA of Strongylus vulgaris, 435 nucleotides long. Lineage: Eukaryota; Metazoa; Nematoda; Chromadorea; Rhabditida; Strongylidae. The record is from the annotation of a GenBank genome assembly.